This is a messenger RNA of Neogale vison (American mink), 3903 nucleotides long. It is a transcript of the gene INSRR, whose product is annotated as insulin receptor related receptor. The transcript has 22 exons. Lineage: Eukaryota; Metazoa; Chordata; Mammalia; Carnivora; Mustelidae. The coding region runs from base 1 to 3903 and encodes 1300 amino acids. Gene Ontology annotation, molecular function: phosphatidylinositol 3-kinase binding; insulin receptor substrate binding; insulin receptor activity. Gene Ontology annotation, biological process: regulation of JNK cascade; protein autophosphorylation; multicellular organism development. Gene Ontology annotation, cellular component: membrane; axon; insulin receptor complex. The record is from RefSeq and is a predicted model, not a curated record.
AUGGCAGUACCCAGGCUGGGCGCGUGGGUAGCACACCUGCUCCUGAUCCUCCUCUCCUUGGGAUCUGGCCUGGACACACUAGAGGUGUGUCCCAGCCUGGACAUCCGCUCGGAGGUGGCCGAGCUGCGCCGGCUGGAGAACUGCAGCGUGGUGGAGGGCCAUCUGCAGAUCCUGCUCAUGUUCACGGCCACCGGCGAGGACUUCCGCGGCCUCAGCUUCCCGCGCCUCACUCAGGUCACGGACUACCUGCUCCUCUUCCGUGUCUACGGCCUGGAGAGCCUGCGGGACCUGUUCCCCAACCUGGCGGUGGUGCGCGGCGCCCGCCUCUUCCUGGGCUACGCACUGGUCAUCUACGAGAUGCCGCACCUGCGGGACGUGGGGCUGCCGGCGCUGGGGGCCGUGCUGCGCGGGGCCGUGCGGGUGGAGAAGAACCAGGAGCUCUGCCACCUCUCCACCAUCGACUGGGGCCUGCUGCAGCCCUCACCUGGCGCCAACCACAUCGUGGGCAACAAGCUGCGUGAGGAGUGCGCGGACGUGUGCCCCGGUGUGCUGGGUGCCACCGGCCAGCCCUGCGCCAGGACCACCUUCGGCGGUCACACCGACUACAGGUGCUGGACCUCCAGCCACUGCCAGAGAGUGUGUCCCUGUCCCCAUGGGCUGGCCUGCACAGCUGGGGGGGAGUGCUGCCACUCCGAAUGCCUGGGGGGCUGCAGCCGACCAGAGGACCCCCGGGCCUGCCUGGCCUGUCGUCACCUCUACUUCCAGGGCGCCUGUCACCGGGCCUGCCCUCCAGGCACCUACCAGCAUGAGUCCUGGCGCUGUGUCACAGUGGAGCGCUGUGCCAGCCUGCGCUCUGUGCCCGGCCGCGCCUCCACCUUCGGCAUCCACGAGGGCAGCUGCCUGGCCCAGUGCCCCCCGGGCUUCACCCGCAACAGCAGCAGCAUAUUCUGCCACAAGUGUGAGGGGCUGUGCCCCAAAGAGUGCAAGGUGGGCACCAAGACCAUCGACUCCAUCCAGGUGGCACAGGACCUGGCGGGCUGCACCCAUGUGGAGGGGAGCCUCAUCAUCAACCUUCGCCAAGGCUAUAACCUAGAGCCGGAACUACAGCAAAGCCUGGGGCUCAUCGAGACCAUCACUGGCUUCCUCAAAAUCAAGCACUCCUUUGCCCUCGUGUCCCUGGGCUUUUUCAGGAACCUCAAACUAAUCCGAGGGGACGCCAUGGUGGAUGGGAACUACACUCUGUACGUGCUGGACAACCAGAACCUACAACAGCUGGGGUCCUGGGUGGCUGCGGGGCUCACCAUUCCCGUGGGCAAGAUCUACUUCGCCUUCAACCCUCGCCUCUGCUUGGAGCACAUCUACCGCCUGGAGGAGGUGACCGGCACUCGGGGACGGCAAAACAAGGCCGAGAUCAACCCCCGCACCAACGGAGACCGCGCCGCCUGCCAGACUCGCACCCUGCGCUUCGUGUCCAACGUGACGCAGGCCGACAGCAUCUUGCUGCGCUGGGAGCGCUACGAGCCGCUGGAGGCUCGCGACCUGCUCAGCUUCAUCGUGUACUACAAGGAGUCCCCAUUCCAGAACGCCACAGAGCACAUAGGUCCAGACGCCUGCGGGACCCAGAGCUGGAACCUACUGGAUGUGGAGCUGCCCUUAAGCCGCACCCAGGAACCCGGGGUGACUCUUGCACCCCUCAAGCCUUGGACACAAUAUGCAGUGUUUGUACGGGCCAUCACACUGACCACCGCUGAGGACAGCCCCCACCAAGGAGCCCAGAGCCCCAUCGUCUACCUCCGAACCCUGCCGGCCGCGCCCACGGUGCCCCAGGACGUCAUCUCCACGUCCAACUCCUCGUCCCACCUGCUGGUGCGCUGGAAGCCACCGACUCAGCGCAACGGGAACAUCACCUACUACCUGGUGCUGUGGCAGCGUCUGGCGGAGGACGGCGACCUCUACCUCAACGACUACUGCCACCGCGGCUUGCGGCUGCCCACCAGCCACAGCGACCCCCGCUUCGACCGCGAAGACGAGGAGCCGGAAGCCGAGACGGAGCCCGGCUGCUGCCCCUGCCAGCACCCCCCUCCCGGGCAGGUCCUGCCGCCGCUGGAGGCGCAGGAGGCCUCCUUCCAGAAGAAGUUCGAAAACUUUCUGCACAACGCCAUCACCAUCCCCAAAUCCCCCUGGAAGGUGACGUCCAUCCAUAAGAACCCUCAAAGGGACUCGGGGAGGCAGCGCCGGGCCGCCGGGGCCCUCCGGCUUGGGGGAAACACCUCGGAUUUCGAGAUCCAGGAGGACAAAGUGCCCCGGGAGCGCGCAGUGUUGAGUGGCCUGCGCCACUUCACGGAAUAUCGCAUCGACAUCCACGCCUGCAACCACGCGGCGCACACCGUGGGCUGCAGCGCCGCCACCUUCGUCUUCGCGCGCACCAUGCCCCACAGAGAAGCCGAUGGCAUCCCAGGGAAGGUGGCCUGGGAGGCGGCCAGCAAAAGCAGUGUCCUCCUGCGCUGGCUAGAGCCACCGGACCCCAACGGACUCAUCCUCAAAUACGAAAUCAAGUACCGCCGCUUGGGAGAGGAGGCCACUGUGCUGUGUGUGUCCCGACUGCGGUACGCCAAGUUCGGGGGCGUCCAGCUGGCCCUGCUACCCCCUGGAAACUACUCUGCCAGAGUUCGGGCAACCUCGCUGGCAGGGAAUGGCUCCUGGACAGAAAGCAUCGCUUUCUACGUCCCCGGCCCAGAGGAGGAAGACUCCGGGGGACUGCACGUCCUUCUCACUGUCACCCCCGUGGGGCUCAUGCUGCUCAUCAUUCUUGCUGCCCUUGGUUUCUUCUACAGCAGGAAGAGAAGCAGCACCCUGUAUGCCUCUGUGAAUCCGGAGUACUUCAGCGCCUCUGAGAUGUACGUCCCUGAUGAGUGGGAGGUGCCUCGGGAGCAGAUCUCCAUCAUCCGGGAACUGGGCCAGGGCUCCUUCGGGAUGGUAUACGAGGGGCUGGCACAAGGGCUAGAGGCCGGAGAGGAGUCCACGCCCGUGGCCCUGAAGACCGUCAAUGAGCUGGCCAGUCCGCGAGAACGCAUCGAGUUCCUCAAGGAAGCCUCUGUCAUGAAGGCAUUCAAGUGUCACCAUGUGGUACGUCUCCUGGGUGUGGUGUCCCAGGGCCAGCCAACUCUGGUCAUCAUGGAGUUAAUGACCCGGGGGGACCUCAAGAGCCAUCUUCGAUCUCUGCGGCCUGAAUCGGAGAACAACCCAGGACUCCCACGGCCAGCGCUGGGAGAUAUGAUCCAGAUGGCUGGCGAGAUUGCAGACGGCAUGGCCUACCUUGCUGCCAACAAGUUUGUGCACCGCGAUCUGGCGGCCCGGAACUGCAUGGUGUCCCAGGACUUCACUGUCAAGAUUGGGGACUUUGGGAUGACUCGAGACGUGUACGAAACUGACUAUUACCGCAAGGGUGGGAAGGGGCUGCUGCCCGUACGCUGGAUGGCCCCCGAGUCCCUCAAAGAUGGAAUCUUCACCACGCACUCGGAUGUCUGGUCCUUCGGUGUGGUGCUCUGGGAGAUCGUGACCUUGGCCGAACAGCCCUACCAGGGCUUAUCCAACGAGCAGGUGCUCAAGUUUGUCAUGGAUGGUGGGGUCCUGGAGGAGCUGGAGAGCUGUCCCCUUCAGCUGCAGGAGCUGAUGCGCCGCUGUUGGCAGCAGAGCCCACGCCUGCGACCCGCCUUCACCCACAUCCUGGACAGCAUCCGGGGCGAGCUGCGGCCCUCCUUCCGUCUCUUUUCCUUCUACUACAGUCCAGAGUGCCGGGCGGCCCGCGGGGCGCUGCUGCCUGAUGUCAAUCCUGACUCUCUGCCCACCCCAGAAGAGGCUUCCUCAGGCUGCCGCCCCCAAAAUGGGGGUCCGGGGCACUGA